GAGCAGCUGUACCUUCUUGCUCUCCCUGUCUGGGGGGAUCCUCCAGGCCUCUCAUCACCCCAUGGAUUUCUCUGCCGGAAGCGUGCGCGCUCAGACUCGCGCCCAGGGCCGUGGCGCUGGUCAAGAGGCAUGGCUCCUGCCCGGUGGCCAGAGACCCAGAUGGCCGGCCAGAGAGCCGCCCGGAGCUCGGCCCCUUCCUGGCCGGCCUCUUCCGCCCAGGAGCGCCCAGAAGGGCCUUUCCGCGGCCCGCAGGGGAGGGUCCCGGGAUCCAGCCUUGGCAGCGGAGGAGGAGAGGGUCCCGCUUCUGGUGGACAAUCCGAAGGGGCUGAUCUGCCAGGCAGCGCUGUUCCUGUCCCGCCCCGCUGCCAACCCUCUCCUCCCACAGCUGAGCUGGCAGCCCUCGAGAGCAUGGGCCCAGAGGAGCUGGUGGAGGAGCCCCCUAGCUCUGCAGGGCCAACGGGCCCCGCUGGCCUGCUGGAAAUGAGGACAAAGCAGCCCACCCCGGUCCCCGGGAGGAAGGUCCUGCAUGGCUCCCUGGAAGAUCUCUCCAAAGCCACAGCUAUGCAGAUGUCAAGUCCGGAGCGCAGACUGUUCCGCCGACCACUGGGGAAAGGAACAAAGGACACGGACAAGUGGAGGAGGGAAUCUAAAUACGUGCAAACCCAGCCUCUCUACCAAGACUACUGGAUGAAGCACCUCAAGGCAGUGGAGCGCAAGCCCAAGGAUUCGUCUUUCCGGGUGGACGCCAGCCUACCCAUCGCUGGCAUCCUCUCCUCCUCCCUGCUCGGCGCAGCCUCGCAGAUCUCUUCCCGCGACUACAGCUUCUGCUUCUGGCAGGAGAUCCCAGAGGUGAAGAGCAGGCGGCUCCUGGAGAGUCUCACGCCCCGGCAGCACCACCUGCAGGAGGCCAUGUUUGAGAUGAUCACAUCAGAGGCCUCCUACCUGUGCAGCCUCUCGGUGGCCAUGAGCCACUUCAAGGGAUCGCUGGCGCUGCGGGAGACGCUGACCAGGGCCGAGGUGCACCGGCUCUUCUCCAACCUGCAGCAGGUGAAGGACAUCAGUGAAAGGUUUCUCCUGGAUCUCGAGGAGCACAUGGACAAGGACAUCUUCCUGGCGGGGCUGGGGGCCGUGGUCCUGAAGCACUGCCCCGCCUUCCACAGGGUCUACAUUCCCUACGUCACCAACCAGAUGUACCAGGAACAGCUCAUGCAGCAGCUGAUACGGGAGAACUGGCGCUUCCGGCAGGUCCUGAGGAAGCUGGAGGAGCAGCCGGUGUGCCAGCGGCAGCCCCUGAAAUCCUUCCUGGUGCUGCCCUUCCAGAGGAUCACCCGCCUGAAGAUCCUGCUGGAGAACAUCCUGAAGCUGGCCCCGGCAGACUCCGAGCUGGCCAGUUCCAUCAGCGCGGCCCUGAUGGCAGUGGGAGAGAUCGUGUUGGAGUGCAACGAGAACGUGUGGAGAAUGAAGCAGACGGAGGAGCUGGUGCUGCUGGAGAAGCAAGUUGAGUUCGUAAAGACAAAGUCCAUCCCACUCAUCAGCCGGGGCCGCUGGCUGGUCAGGGCUGGGGAGUUCUCCCAGGUCCUCAUCCAGGAGGUGGGUGUGGGGUACAAACCCCGCCUGAGCACCAAGCCCAUCUAUCUGCACCUCCUCAGCGACCUGCUGCUCUUGUCCCGCCAGAGGGACAAUGGCAGGUUUUCAGUCAAGGAUUACGCCCAGACCUGCCAUGUGAGAGCAGAGCAACUCAGAGCCAAGCCGCUGGGGCUCCCCGACACAACCUUCCUCUUGUACCUCUCCCGCAACCACUGCGGGGCCAGCACCGAGUUCAUCCUCAAAGCAGCCAGCGAGGCCCAGAGGCAGGAGUGGAUCUCGCUGAUAACCAGCCAGGCGUCCCCUCGGCCUGCGGGUGUGAUCAAAGCCCUGAGAGAUGCCUGCGCUGGUCUCUGACUUGCUGGGGCCCAGGCCAGCCAGACUCCAUGCUUGGCCUUUCCUUUUCCUGUCCCUGGCUGCUCCCCCAGAGGACGACCUCCCGCCUGCUGCACAAGGGGGUCUGCAGCCCCUCGCCUGUUUGGAGCCCUGUCCGGGCCCAGCUGUUCUUCACAGGCCUGGGAGCUCCGCUUGGGGACCUUGUGCGGGGUGCAUGCAGCAAGCUGCACUGGACUCAGCGGUGGGGCGGGGCGGGGAGGGGUGGUGCAUGGCAUGGCAAGCU
This is a messenger RNA of Dermochelys coriacea (leatherback sea turtle), 2203 nucleotides long. Its product is annotated as rho guanine nucleotide exchange factor 19-like. Gene Ontology annotation, biological process: activation of GTPase activity. NCBI's taxonomy places the organism in Eukaryota, Metazoa, Chordata, Testudines, Dermochelyidae. Gene Ontology annotation, molecular function: guanyl-nucleotide exchange factor activity. The coding region runs from base 130 to 1941 and encodes 603 amino acids. The record is from RefSeq and is a predicted model, not a curated record. Gene Ontology annotation, cellular component: nucleus; cytoplasm. The transcript is spliced from 13 exons.